CCAGCUUAUUACCACACAGACACUAUAGUGUAACAUUAAUCAAGUUACCUUUUUUGCAAAUGGAAGCGAGGCAAAGAGUUGCCACUGUAGUUGUGGAGGUGAAAUAAUUCCCACGUGAAAGGAAAAGCUUGAAUUUUGCAGAGUCCCUCCUCAUCUCCGAAUCCGAUCCUGCGUCCUUUAAGAGUUCUGUAUCAAUCAAUCACAUAAUCGCGGAUCAAAUCAAUUACAAGCUUCUUCUUCUUCUUCUUCUUUAUCCAUUCUCUGGUUUUCUGUGCUACAAAGUUACACCCAAACCCUCUCUAAGGUAAAUCCAUCUCUUACAUUACUGUUCCAUAAGCUACAUACAGAGAUAUAGAUAGUAAAUCUGAACAAAUUAAUGUUGAUUAGGUGAUUCAUUCAUUCCUAUUAGAUCUUUCUUUCUAAUGGAAGUUCCCAAAUCCCCUUCCAAAGAUAAACGAUUCGCCACCAAACAUAAAUUCUUGUUCAAAAUCACCGCACUCAUUUUCAUCCUCAUAUUGUUGUUUAUAGGUUUCCAUCUCGAGUCUUAUAACUCGAAACCGAAUUCAUCGUCGUCGUAUUACACUGUUGUUAUAGACUGUGGAAGCACAGGAACACGUGUUAAUGUGUAUCAAUGGAUGUUAGGGAAUGUAGUAGUAGGUAACAAAAGUUUGCCAAUCUUGCUACAUUCAUUUCCUGAUAAUAAUCAAACUACUAGGAAUAGUUCACUUUGGAAAAACUCUUGUCAAUAUCAUUGUAUGCAAACCGAACCCGGGUUAGAUAAAUUGGUUAAUGAUUCUUUAGGUGUGAGAGGAGCUUUGGAGCCUUUGAUUGUAUGGGCGGAAAGUUUAAUUCCCCGUGAAAUGCACCAUGACACGCCUAUUUUUGUUUUGGCUACUGCUGGAAUGAGGAGGAUUAAGAGGGAUGAUGCGUAUCGUGUUUUGGAGGAUGUUGAGGUUGUUGUGAAAUAUCAUUCUUUUAUGUUUGAUAAGAUGUGGAUUAGGGUUUUGAGUGGGAGGGAGGAAGCUUAUUAUGGUUGGGUGGCUUUGAAUUAUAAAAUGGGAAGUUUUGAUGAUCAUCAUCUUCCUGGGUCUUCCACUUUGGGACUUGUUGAUUUGGGUGGCUCGUCGUUGCAGAUUGUCGUGGAGAUAGAUCGUGAUACUGGGGAUGAUGUGAAUGCGAUGAGAUCGGAGUUUGGUUCGAUUGAACAUAGGAUUGUGGCAUACUCGUUGCCUGCAUUUGGGUUAAAUGAAGCAUUUGAUAGGACUGUUGUUAUGCUUGGAAAUAAGCGUAGUGUGGAAAGAACCAGAGGUGUAUCUGAACUCAGACAUCCUUGUCUGAUGUCUACUUUUGUACAAAACUAUACCUGCAAUUAUUGCUCUGGAUUUGAUGCCGCUGACCCAAAAAAUCGUAGCCAACCCCAGAAAACAUUUAGUCUUCUUGGAGAACCUGACUGGGAACAAUGCAGAGAAAUAGCUAUUGCUGCUGCAAUGAACUUGAGCGAAUCCCGCGUGUCACAUCAGGCAGUUGGUCCAAAUUGCCAAGCAAGUUUAUUUUCUGGUAUUGGCACCGGUGCACUUAAUUUAACAGCUGUUGCUCACCCAACGAAGCGAUUUCAUGCUUUGUCUGGUUUCUUUUUUGUCUACAAUAAGCUAAAUUUGAGCUCAAAAGCCAAUUUAACAAUGAUUUGGGAGUCAGGCAAGCAAAUAUGUUCAAAUUUAUGGGCUGGCUUGAGCAGUACUUCUGACAAUCCAAAUUACACUGGACAAUUUUGUUUCCGGGUGGCUUAUAUGGCGUCGCUGAUCGAGUAUGGUCUGUGUCUUGGUGAUGUAGAAAUGGAAUUUGGUCCAGGCGAUGUUUCCUGGACAUUAGGAGCUGCAUUAGUUGAAGGGAAGUUUCAGUGGUUAAAUAUUGCAAACCACAAAUCCCAGACUAUAAUUUCAACUUUAAAGAAUGUGAAGGUCAUGUCAUCUUCAACUUUUCUUUUUGCUGUACUUCUGUUGCUUUUAUUGAUUGUUUAUUGUACUCAAAUCAAGCUACCUAUGCCAAGCAGAAGGGCUUCUGCUCCUGGCUCAUCUUUGCCAUCCCAUACUCAUACACGACAUCGAGCUAACUAAUAUAAUGUUUCAGUAUUCUUUUAUCUUCCUUUUGCCAUCCUAUACACAGUUUUUGAAAGGACGAUACUAAAUUUUUUAGAGAGCAAUGCUAUUGAGUUGGUGCAAAGUGCAAACUAUAUGCCUGUAGGAAACUAGCUUCCCCCCCCCCCCCCCCCCCCCCCCCCCCCAAUUUUUGGUGCCAAUACCACAAAUACCAAUAAAAAAUGGUUGGGGAACUUGUAUGCAUUCGCGGCUGCUGUUUUCUUGCCCGUGAAACUAAAACAUGAUGCGCAUUUUCAAUUGAUAUGCAAAAUAUCCGGGGUACUUAAAUUCCAUCCAAGAGGCAUGAUAGGCUCUGAACUUUCAUAUAUGGGUUGAGAAAUAGAAAAUGUCUGGCCAUGCUAUCAAUAUUUGUCCUUUGAGUUAUAACGCUCAAUUUUAGUAUCUUACUAUUGUUUGAACAUUAAACACAUUAGAAAGAAGGAUAUUUUCUACUAUUUGAAAGUCUGCUAGGAACAUCUAAUAUUAUUAUAGUAUAAAACCAUAAACAUUCUUUAUUGUUGAAUCUGAUAUUUACUUCAGUCAUUUUCUUGAUUUUUUUGGGUGGUCUCUGCUGGUGGAUCCUGCCAUAGGGGAGGAUAGCUUUCACUGGCUGCUGACUCUGACUAAUUAGAUAUUUAGACUAGUCAUUAGUUAGAGUUAGCUUUAAAGUUUAAAGCAAUGUAUA
Messenger RNA from Trifolium pratense (red clover), 2820 nucleotides. RefSeq names its product probable apyrase 7. Gene Ontology annotation, biological process: nucleoside diphosphate catabolic process. The record is from RefSeq and is a predicted model, not a curated record. Gene Ontology annotation, molecular function: nucleoside diphosphate phosphatase activity. The transcript is spliced from 2 exons. Bases 423 to 2114 code for a protein of 563 amino acids. Gene Ontology annotation, cellular component: membrane. Lineage: Eukaryota; Viridiplantae; Streptophyta; Magnoliopsida; Fabales; Fabaceae.